AUGUACGGGAGCGGCCGCACGGUGAGCCACCUGGAGAGCAGCCCUGCCCGCUCGCCUCGCCUGCCGCGCUCCCCACGCCUGGGCCACCGCCGGGCCCACAGCAGCGGGGGCAGCGGCGGCAGCGGCGGUGGCAAGACCCUCUCCAUGGAGAACAUCCAGUCCCUGAACGCCGCCUAUGCCACCUCGGGCCCCAUGUACCUGAGUGACCACGAGGGCCUGGGGGGGCUCGGGGGCCUGGGCAUGGGCAGCGGUAGCAUCAUGGGCUCCACCAGCCACCACGCCACCUACCCGCGCGGCACCAUGACCCUGGGCCGCUCCACGGGGCGCGCCAUGUACGGCGGCCGCAUCUCGGGCAUGGGCAGCACGCCCAACAUCGCCUCGGCCGGCCUGCCCCACUCGCACCUCGACCUCCUGGGCUACGGCCUGGGCGGCACCUCAGCGGCCGACUUGGGCUCGCUCUCCAUGCUCUCCAUGCACCACCCCCACCACCACCACCACCACCAGCAGCACCACGGCACGCCCUCGGCCCUGCUUCGGCAGGCGGUGCGGGGGGUGGGGGGCGGAGGCGGCGGGGAGCUGCUGGAGAUGCAGCACCAGAUGCGCGACAUGCAGCGCGAGAACGAGCUGCUGCGGCGCGAGCUGGAGCUCAAGGACACCAAGCUGGGCUCCUCGGCCAACAGCAUCAAGAGCUUCUGGAGCCCCGAGCUGAAGAAGGAGCGCGUGAUGCGCAAGGAGGAGGCGGCCCGCACCUCCGUGCUCAAGGAGCAGAUGCGGGUCACGCACGAGGAGAACCAGCACCUUCUGGAUGCCCGGAGGACUAAGCACCUGCAGCUCACCAUCCAGGCGCUGCAGGACGAGUUGCGAACCCAGCGGGACCUGAACCAGCUGCUGCAGCAGGAGAAUAGCGGGCGGCUGGGCGGGCCCAACGACCACUUCACCACCAUCGAGCUGACCGAGGACAACUUCCGACAGCUGCAGGCCGAGCACGACCGGCAGGCCAAGGAGCUGUUCCUGCUGCGGAAGACCCUGGAGGAGAUGGAGCUGCGCAUCGAGACCCAGAAGCAGACGCUGGGCGCCCGCGACGAGUCCAUCAAGAAGCUGCUGGAGAUGCUACAGAGCAAAGGGCUGCCGUCGGGCGGAGGCAUGCGGGCCUCGGACGAGGAGGAGCAGGAGAGAGCCAGGCGCAUCGCCGAGGCAGAGGCCCAGCUCAGCCACCUGGAGGUCAUCCUGGAGCAGAAGGAGAAGGAGAACCUGCAUCUCCGAGAGGAGCUCCACCAGAGGAAUCAGCAUCACCAGGACCCCAGCAAAACAAAAGCCCUGCAGACCAUCAUUGAGAUGAAGGAUACCAAGAUCGCAUCCCUGGAGCGCAACAUCCGCGACCUGGAGGACGAGAUCCAGAUGCUGAAGGCCAACGGGCUGCUGCACACAGAGGACCGCGAGGAGGAGAUCAAGCAGAUGGAGGUCUACAAGAACCACUCCAAGUUCAUGAAGAGCAAGAUCGACCAGCUGAAGCAGGAGCUGUCCAAGAAGGAGAGCGAGCUGCUGGCCCUGCAGACCAAGCUGGAGACCCUCAACAACCAGAACUCCGACUGCAAGCAGCACAUCGAGGUCCUCAAGGAGUCACUCACCGCCAAGGAGCAACGCGCUGCCAUACUGCAGACUGAGGUGGACGCGCUGCGUCUGCGUCUGGAGGAGAAGGAGUCCUUCCUGAACAAGAAGAGCAAGCAGCUGCAGGACCUGACCGAGGAGAAGGGCACCCUCGCCGGGGAGAUACGAGACAUCAAGGACAUGCUGGAGGUCAAGGAGAGGAAGAUCAUCGUCCUGCAGAAGAAGAUUGAGAAUUUGCAGGAGCAGCUGAGGGAUAAGGAUAAGCAGUUGGGGAAUCUGAAGGAUCGAGUGAAGUCCCUGCAGACGGACUCCAGCAACACAGACACAGCUCUGGCCACACUAGAGGAGGCUCUGUCAGAGAAGGAGCGCAUCAUCGAGCGCCUGAAGGACCAGCGGGAGCGGGAGGACCGUGAGAGGCUGGAGGAGGUGGAGGCCUACAAGAAGGAGAACAAGGACCUCAAGGAGAAAGUCAGCACGCUGCAACUCGAGCUCACAGACAAGGAGUCGAACUUGAUCGACCUGAAGGAGCAUGCAUCCUCUCUGGCCUCCUCGGGCCUGAAGAAGGACUCCAAGCUCAAGACCCUGGAGAUCGCCAUCGAGCAGAAGAAGGAGGAGUGCAGUAAGUUGGAGACACAGCUGCAGAAGCAAGCAGAGCACCUGCUCAGUCAGAUGGGCAACCCUAAGGCCCACGAGGUGCACGAGCAGCAGACGUCCCGUCUGGCGGGGAACCCCGAGUUCUCGGAGCGCGUCAAGCUGCUGGAGAAGGAGGUGGCGUUCUACAAGGAGGAGUCGAGCAAGGCCCAGAAGGAGGUGGAGCGACUCCUGGAGAUCCUGAGCGAGGUCGAGACAGAGAAGAACGACAAGGACAAGAAGAUAGCAGAACUGGAAAGCCCCCCUUCACGGUCCUCAUGCUCCUCACCUCGUCCCGGUGGCAGAGCCCCCCCUGACCCAGCCCCCUCCGUGUCUGCUGCCUCUCAGCAGAUUGGGGGCAUGGUAUGGGACCUCCUGGGAAACCUCGCCCCCAGGCAAACCAAGGACCAAAGCAAAAAGGGCCCAAACAUUAAACUGGGCACCACAGGGGACAAGAAGGAUGCACGAAAGGACAACCCCAUGGACAACCCAAAGAUGGAGGAGCUGAUGAAUGUGCUGGAGAAGACAAGACAGGAGCUGGACGCCACCAAACAGCGUCUGUCCUCCUCGCAGCAGUCGCUCUCCGAGAGGGACGGACACCUCACCAACAUGCGUCAGGAGCGGCGCAAACACCUAGAAGAGAUCCUGGAGAUGAAGCAACAGGCUCUGCUGGCAGCCAUCAGUGAGAAGGAUGCCAACAUUGCUCUGUUGGAGCUCUCGGCCUCCAACAAGAAGAAGACGCAAGACGAGGUGCUCUCGCUCAAGAGGGAGAAAGACAAGCUCAUGCAUCAGCUCAAACAGCAGACCCAGAGCAGAAUGAAGCUGAUAGCUGAUAAUUACGAGGAUGACCACUACCACCCCCACCCUCCACAUCACAUGCAGCCCCAGCCACCACACCCUCAACCUGGACCGCCUCAGCCAGGCUACCCCCAGCAACACCCCCAGCACCCACAACACCCCCAGCACCCACAACAUCCACAACACCCCCAACACGCGCCCCAGACUCCCUACCCCCAUGCCCCUCACCCCCAACACCCGCAGCCCCCUCAGCUCCAGCACCCGCACCCCCAGGGCCCCCAGCCCCAGUACCCUCCCCACCCCCAGCAUCCACAGCACCCCCAGGCGCCCCCGCAACACUCACAGCACGGGCACCGUGGCCAGGUCCCCCAUCACCAGCACCAGCACCAUCCUCAUCACCCAAUGCCCCCUCAGCAGCAGCCACAGCAGCAGCCCCGCAGCCAGCAGCACCCUCAACAAUCCCAACAUCCCCAACACGCCCAACACUCCCAGCACCCCCAUGGCCCCCCUCCCCAGCAGCAACCGCCCCACAUGGGCCACCCGCACCCCCAACAGCACCCCCAACAGCAUCCACAACAGCACCCACAACAGCAUCCUCAACAACACCCCCAGCCACACCCACAGCAGCACCCACAGCAGCACCCACACCACCCGCCCCACGGCGCACCCCCACAUGGGCAGCACCCCCGGCACCCGGCACCCCACCACCGAGGGCCUGGUCGCGGGCCCCCCCAUGGACACCGCCCUUCCCCAGACCAGGAUGAUGAAGAAGGCAUUUGGGCAUAA
This is a messenger RNA of Engraulis encrasicolus (European anchovy), 3822 nucleotides long. Its product is annotated as ELKS/RAB6-interacting/CAST family member 2. NCBI's taxonomy places the organism in Eukaryota, Metazoa, Chordata, Actinopteri, Clupeiformes, Engraulidae. Bases 1 to 3822 code for a protein of 1273 amino acids. The record is from RefSeq and is a predicted model, not a curated record. Gene Ontology annotation, molecular function: structural constituent of presynaptic active zone. The transcript is spliced from 21 exons. Gene Ontology annotation, biological process: neuromuscular synaptic transmission; maintenance of presynaptic active zone structure; regulation of synaptic plasticity. Gene Ontology annotation, cellular component: cytoskeleton of presynaptic active zone.